GCAACAAAAGACUGGGAAUGCUCAAAAGACACCUGUUCGGAACAUUUCACAGGUGAACAGGUUAAUUGAGUGUCAUGAUUGGGUGUAAAAGGAGCAUCUCCGAAAGGCUUAGUUCACAAGCGAGCAUGGGUUCAGCAGUUUGUGAAGUUCAAACUCUACCAUGCAAAGCGAAAGCCAUACUGUAUAUCAACAAAACCUGGAAACACCACCGGCUUUUCUGGUUCCGAGCUCAUCUGAGGUGGACUAACGCAAAGUUGAAAAGUGUGCUGUGGUCUGACAAGUCCGCAUUUCAAAUUGUUUUGGGAAAUCAUGGAUGUCGUGUCCUCCGGACCACAGACACAUUGUUAUCAGUGCAAAGUUAAAAAAGCCAACAUCUGUGAUGGUAUGGGGGUGUGUUAGUCCCCAUGGCAUGGCUAACUUGCACAUCUGGGAAGGAACCAUUAAUGCUGAAAGUUACAUACAGGUUUUGGAGCAACAUAUGCUGCCAUCCAAGCAACGUCUUUUUCAGGGACAUCCCUGCUUAUUUCAGCAAGACAAUGCCAAGCCACAUUCUGCAUGUGCUACAACAGCAUGGCUUGGUAGUAAAAGAGUGCGAGUACUAGACUGGCCUGCCAGCAGUCAAGACGUGUCUCCCAUUAAAAAUGUGUGGCACAUUAUGUAGGGCAAAAUACGACAACGAAGACCCCAAACUGUUAAGCAACUGAAGUUGUACAUCAAGCAAGAAUAGGAACGAAUUCCACCUACAAAACAAUUGGUGUUCUCAGUUCCCAAACGCUUAUUGAAUGUUGUUAAAAAAGAAAGGUGUUGUAAAACAGUGGUAAAUAUGCCCCGGUCUCAGCUUUAUUGAAUAUGUUGCAGGCAUCAAAUUUAAAAUGAGUGAAUAUUUGAAAAAAAUAAAUAAACUAUUCGCUUGAACAUUAAAUAUCUUGUCUUUGUAGUGUAUUCAAAUUAAUAUAGGAUGAAACAGAUUUGCAAAUCAUUGUAUUCUGUUUUUAUUUACAUAUUACACAAUGUCCCAACGUCAUUGGAAUAGGGGUUUUUAGAACUCAACCAAAGAACCCACUAGAACCCAACCAAUGAAUAAUGUAUAACCCAAUUGAAGAAACAAUGAGCGGAAACCAAUUGAAGAACCAAAUAGAAUCCCACAAAAGAACAAAAAGAACUUCUAAAGAACGCGCUAGAUCCCAACCAAUGCAAACCCCAAAGACCCAACUAAAACCCUACCAAAGAACAAUUUACAACCCACCUUAAGAAAAAAUUAGGACCCAAGCAAAGAAACAAUUAAGUCCAAGUAAAAAAACAACGACAACCAAGACCAAGAACCAACUGGAACCUAACCAAAGAAAUAAUUACAAUCCAACUAAUUAAAACAUUUGACAAUUGAGCAGAAUUCCAUUUUUAAAUUAUUUACAAUAAAGAGUUAGACUCAGUACAAGUUCACAUUGCUCCCAUAAGAAAUCAUUCAAAUUUGACUUUUCUAUUACUUUAUGUUGUACAUCACACACCUGCUGCACUCUUAUUGGGACGGAAGGGGCAGGUGGUUGUUUUAGGGGCUCUGGGUGGUCUGCAUUGGUUGUGUGGUCCCUUGGCUCUAGGAGGGGAAAAAUAAAAGAUAAAGAAAGAAAAGCUUACGAUCAAGGCCAACUAUAAAAAGUCACUCCAUUUUUUUUCCUGGAGGUAUUUUAAUUGUUCCCUGGAGUAUGUGUGUGUGUGCGCAUGUGUGUACGUAUGUGUGCUUAUCAUCCGUGUGGUUAUUAAUACAACAGUGAGAUAAAGAAGAGGCAGCACACUCACAAGCAGGAUGAAGCUGUGCAGCAUUUUCACUUUUUACUGUACAAGACAAAUUGUUAAUGGCAUUGUUCCAUAAACCUGUAUAUGUAUAUUAUGUACUGAUAAACAAGAAUACUGCCCUACAUUUUGUGUGAAAAAAGUCUGAACGUGGUAUUGUACUUGACUUUGAUACACACAAACAAUUUAAAUGGACGAAGACUUUACAAGCCAACUUUUAAAUCCUGUAUGUAAACAUUUGAAGCACUGACUUUUAUCCGCUUAUAAAGAGGCUUCCUGUAAACAGAGAUGCAGGGUGCCAAACAACAAAUGAUCAUGUUAGAAAAAGCACAAAAGAAGAACAAGAAGAAAAAAGAAGCACAACAGGAGAGCAACACCUAAAACAAAGACAACAAAAAGAAGAACAACAAGAAAUACAACAACUAGAACAAAAACAACAAAGAAUAUCAACAAGAAACUAUACAAAAGAAUGCGAACGAUAACUAGAACAACACAAACCAGAACUAAAACAAAACAACAAAAAGAACAACAAAAUGAAUAAGAGCAAGGAUAAAAGUAAAAAUAACAUGAACAAAAAAAAGUACAGUAGAACAAAACCAACAAAAAGAAGAAUGAAAAAGAACAGCAAGUAUAACAUGAACAAGGUUAAGAAUAAGAAAAAAAACGAACAGCAACAAAAGGAAGAAAAAGAACAAGGAAAAGACGAACAGCACGUCAAAGAAAAAGAACGACAAGUGAACAAAAACGAGAAAAAGAACAAGAAAGAUGGAAUAGAAGAACAACAAGAACAAGAAGUAGAACAAAAAGCAACAAAAAAGCAAAACAAGAUUUAGAACAAGGAAGAAAAAGAAGUAGAACAGGAACAGCGUACAAAAACAGACUACAAGACCGACAAAUAUAUAGAACAACAAGAACACGACAAAAAGAAGAAAAGAACAAACAAGAUGAACAAUGCUGCAACCCCAAAAAGAAAAACAAAGUUGUUUUUUUUUUAAAUGUAGAACUAGCGUGUGAGUGUAAAUAUUUACAAUCACACACACACACACAGAUCACAUGACACCCCCACCCCUCACCCUCCAUACCCCCACCUUCUUUCUGUCUUUCCCAAAAGCUUGGUCCAUGAGACUUUUUGUGAUUGGUCCCUCCCUUACCAACCUCCUCCCUGCCUUCCCACUUUGGGAGCUCGUGGUAGUCCUCAUACCUCAUCAGGAUCGUGGACUCCCUCGCACCCGUGCCCGCCAUGGGGUCUUGAGAGCGGGUUGGGGAGCUUGAUGAUGAUGAUGAUGAUGACGAUGAUGACGAUGCUCCAGACCUCCACGCCUUUCUCCGUCAAAGACAUCCUAAAAGCUGGACAACAGUACCCCCCCGUCGCCACGGUCCACUACCGCAGGCCCCCGCCACCCUCCUGCAUGCUGUCCCGGGACAGCCCCCCGGCGCCUCCGGCCCCGCCGCCGCCCUUCUCGGACCCCGGGCGCUCGGUGUUCCUCGGAGCACUGGAGGAGGACGAGGACGAGGAGGAAGACGGCGCGGUGGAUAGCGGACUGACACCGGACGGGUACCCGCACCGGGGGGGCCCACAGGGGCCCGAGGGGGAGGCCCCCGAUGGCAUGGAUGAGCCGGAGAGCAAACUUGGCGGUCCGUCGUCCCGGGACGACGGCUCCUCCUCGGAGGGCGCCCGGCCGACGAGUCAGCCGAAGCCGCGCAGCCGUCGCCGGCCCCGGGUGCUCUUCUCGCAGGCUCAGGUGCUGGAGCUGGAGCGUCGCUUCAAGCAGCAGCGCUACCUGUCGGCGCCCGAGCGCGAGCACCUGGCGUCGGCUCUCAGGCUCACCUCCAACCAGGUCAAGAUCUGGUUCCAGAACCGUCGCUACAAAUGCAAACGUCAGCGGCAGGACAGGACCCUGGAGGCGGCCGGCCAGCACCACCAAGCUCCGCUUCCGCCGCUGAGGCGCGUGGCCGUGCCGGUGCUGGUCCGCGACGGGAAGCCGUGCCUCGGCGGCGGGGGAGGUGGCUCGACUCCCGGCUACCCGAGCGCCGCGGCGCCGUACGGUUACGCGGCGGGGAGCUACCCGGCUUACGUGUACGGGGGCCCGGCGUAUCAGAGCAACUCCAGCUGCGCGUACGGUGGCCUGCCCGGAGCCGGGGCCGGACCCGGCUCCGCCUCGGCCUGCCCCAGCGCCUUCGUCAACUUGGGCGGCCUGCAGGGGCCCUCGGCGCCGGCCCACAACCACCAGGGAGGCGCGCCGUGCCAGGGCAUCCGGGCCUGGUAGAAAAUAGAACCUCGUUAAUGAGCUCAUUAAAAAUAGGACUGAUGACGUCAUGGUGUGGGAGAGGACUCGUGAUGCUUUUUUAAAGUUUUGAAACACUUGUUUUUGUUGUUGCUUUGGGUUGCGGAGACUUUCACAAUGAUUCCAAUAAAGAAGAAAAUACAACAAAAUGGCGCAUGGUUUAGUUAUUGGACUUGACUUUUAUAUGUAUAUAUUUUUUUAAGUCAAAAUAAAUCAUACACCACCAUG
Phycodurus eques (leafy seadragon) is the source of this 4301-nucleotide messenger RNA. Its product is annotated as homeobox protein Nkx-2.3-like. Gene Ontology annotation, cellular component: nucleus. The transcript has 2 exons. The coding region runs from base 3060 to 4055 and encodes 331 amino acids. Lineage: Eukaryota; Metazoa; Chordata; Actinopteri; Syngnathiformes; Syngnathidae. Gene Ontology annotation, molecular function: RNA polymerase II cis-regulatory region sequence-specific DNA binding; DNA-binding transcription factor activity, RNA polymerase II-specific. Gene Ontology annotation, biological process: regulation of transcription by RNA polymerase II; cell differentiation. The record is from RefSeq and is a predicted model, not a curated record.